Molecule: messenger RNA, 857 nt
Organism: Pundamilia nyererei
Lineage: Eukaryota; Metazoa; Chordata; Actinopteri; Cichliformes; Cichlidae
Product: galectin-2-like
Exons: 5
Coding region: 293-700 (135 amino acids)
Molecular function (GO): carbohydrate binding
Source: RefSeq, a predicted model, not a curated record
ACAAUAAAACAGAAAUCAAAGGUUUUAACUGGAUCUAGGGAUCAGAAACCAAAGAAACGCUCAUUAAAAGAGUGAGAAUCAGAACACGUUUAAGAGUUUGAGCUACCGGUGAAUUUAAAAGUAGUUUAUAGUCAGAUGGACUAUCGGAAAAUCACCAAAUUGGUAGCUUUGCUUUCCUGAUGCGGGAAAUCUAAUCGCUGUGGAGUCAGUGAGGAAACGCUGGAGCAGAGCAAACAGCUGACUGUACCUCUGUUGACACUCCAUCAUCCAGGACUGUUCACCAGCAACCAGUAUGAGUAUGGAACUCGAACUGAAGAAUGUGGAUUUGAGAGCCGGAGAUGAGCUGAAAAUAAAAGGGGUAAUUCUGCAUGAUGCAGAGAGAUUCCAGAUUGAUCUCGGCUGUGAUGCAGAUGACCUGGCACUGCACUUCAAUCCUCGUUUCCAUGAUGACACUGAUGGUGCUGUGCUGGUGUGCAACUCAAAGAUUGCUGGUUGCUGGGGCGAUGAAAAACGGGAAAUUCACAACCCUCUACAGAGGGGUGCUGAUGUCAAGAUUGUGUUGAAACUGGCUGAAGACACGUUUGAAGUGGAACUUCCUGAUGGACAGGAAGUCCAGUUUCCAAAUCGUGUUGGUAUGGGUACCAUCAGCUACAUCAGAGUCACAGGAGACUUUAAACUGAAAUCCUUCAAGAUCUGCUAAGAGAUACAACUGUAAACAGAUGCUGUGUUUAACACUUUAGUUAUAGAUGAGUUUUGACUGUCUGAAUGUUAUUCUUACAAUAAGAGUCAGUUAUUGACUGAAGAAUCAUUAAGAGAUAAAGAGAAAUUAAUACAUUUAAGUGGAUUAAAAUGUCCUG